AUGAUAAUCAAAUACUUUAGCAACAACGAACGACGCAAGAUCUUACGAAACCCCCGCCCCCCCCCCUUACAGCCGCAUCGAUGUUUCCCCCCUCCAAAAAGACUUGAAGAGCCCAAGCUCAGCGAUACCAACGACCCAAAUGACUACGAACCUGUUUACAUCUGUUCUUACGAAAUGAAGUGCGAUGAUGACACUAUGGGCAGUGUAAUGUUGUUUUAUCCACUGGCCGGGUCAGAGAUCAUAACGUGCGUGUGUAUAUACAUACGUUAUGCACUAGCAAUGCGCCAGACGAUCUCCCCUCUAUCGGACGAACCACACGAACCCUUUUCCACUCGUUCUACACCUUUUGUUUUUUUUUCACUUGAUUGCCCAUUCCUUCUGUUUCAGAUGGCUGCAUAG
Messenger RNA from Bipolaris oryzae ATCC 44560, 399 nucleotides. RefSeq lists its product as uncharacterized. The record is from RefSeq and is a predicted model, not a curated record. The coding region runs from base 1 to 399 and encodes 132 amino acids. NCBI's taxonomy places the organism in Eukaryota, Fungi, Ascomycota, Dothideomycetes, Pleosporales, Pleosporaceae. The transcript is spliced from 2 exons.